AUGAACAGAUUUGAAAAGACUUGUGAGGUACUACAGGAACAUAAAACCCUUUUGAAGAAGACGUUUCAGUGUUUAGCUGAAGGAAUCUCAGAGAAGGAAAACCCCACACUCCUCAAUGAGAUCUACACAGAGGUCUACAUCACAGAGGGGGGCAGUGGAGAGGUCAAUGAUGAACACGAGGUCAGACAGAUUGAGGCAGCAUCCAAGAGAUCAGCUACAGACGACAAACCAAUCAAGUGCAAUGACAUCUUUAAACCCUUAGCUGGACAAGAACAGGAUAUUAGAACUGUGCUGACAAAGGGAGUGGCCGGCAUUGGAAAAACGGUCUCUGUGCAGAAGUUUAUUCUCGACUGGGCUGAAGGAAAAGCUAAUCGGGAUGUCGACUUCAUCUGCCCUCUACCUUUCCGGGAGCUUAACUUAAUAAAAGAGGAACACCUUAGUAUGGUGGGUCUGAUUAAACGAUUCUUUGGUGAAGAUUUCAGCAUAUUCACUGAUGACAAAUGCAAAGUGCUGUUCAUCUUCGAUGGUCUCGAUGAGUGCCGGAUUCCUUUGAAUUUCCACACCAGCCCAAAGUUUUGUGAUUUAACAGAAGCAACAACAGUGUCUGAUUUGCUGACAAACCUCAUCAAGGGGAAUCUGCUGCCCUCUGCUCUCCUGUGGAUUACCGCCAGACCAGCAGCAGCCAAUCAGAUCCCUCUUGAGUGUGUGGACCAGGUGACAGAGGUACGGGGGUUCAAAGACCCCCAGAAGGAAGAGUACUUCUGGAAGAAAAUUAGUGAUAAGAGCCUAGCUAACAGAACCAUCAGACACCUGAAGUCAUCCAGGAGCCUCUUCAUCAUGUGCCACAUUCCUGUCUUCUGCUGGAUUUCAGCCACUGUUAUCGAGAUAAUGUUGAGGGAAAGAGACACAGGAGAGAUCCCCAAGACUCUCACCCAGAUGUACACUCAAUUCCUAAUGAUUCAGACAGAAGUCAAACAGAAAUACACAAACAGACAAGAGACGGAUGAAGGGAUGAUUUUAAAACUGGGUAAACUAGCUUUUCAGCAGAUGCAGAAGGGGAACGUGAUCUUCAAUGAGGAGGAAAUGAGAGAGUGCGGCAUUGACAUCACAGAAGCAUCAGUGUACUCAGGCGUGUGUACCCAGAUGUUCAAAGAGGAGGCUGGGCUGUACGAGGGGAAAGUGUUCUGCUUUGUGCAUCUCAGCAUUCAGGAGCAUCUUGCUGCAUUAUAUGUGCACCUCACUCUCACCAUCCACAAGGAAAACGUUCUUAAAAAAGUCACACUGUGUUCCAAGAUUAGCCAAUUCUUCAGGCUCACACCUGUUGCCGUGUCUGUGUAUGACCUGCAUAAGAGUGCAGUAGAUCUGGCCUUACGGAGUGAAAAUGGAUGCCUGGACCAUUUCCUCCGCUUCCUCCUGGGCCUUUCACUGAAGUCCAAUCAGAGCCUCUUGAGAGCUGUACUGCCACAGGCAACCAUUCAAUCACAGAGCACAGAUGAAACUGCCCUGUAUAUCAAGAAGAAGAUCAUGAGGAAUCCCUCAUCAGAGAAAUGUGUUAACCUCUUCCACUGCCUGAAUGAGCUGAAUGACCAGUCCCUUGUAGUAGAAAUCCAAAGCUUCCUGAAGACAUCAGGGAAACUAAUACAAGCCCCACUCACACCUGCACAGUGGUCAGCUGUGGGAUUUGUACUGCUGACUUCAGAAGAGGAGCUGGAUAUCUUUGACCUGAAUAAAUAUGGUGGAUCAGAGAUAUGUCUGUUGGGGCUGAUGCCAGUGGUCAAGACCUCCAGAAAAGCCAAUGUGAGUGCGUUGAGAUGUAUCAUGGUGUUUCCCCAGUCUGUUUUCCCCAGGCUGAAUGGCUGUGCAAAGGCUAGCAAUAUCUCUGCCGCCUCCCUUAUCUGGCAUUGGUGUCUCCUCAACAUGCUAGCCAGCAGCACCCAGCAGCAGUGGAAAAGCCAGGGCAAAAGCCAGGGCAAAAACCACAGAGCCAAUGGACCCAAUGUUGCUGACGGCGUGAGGGUAGCAGAGGAGGAUGGUCCACUGGUGGAGAACAAGCCCCAACGCGAGCACGAAGACCCAGUCCUCACCACGCCAGACAGGGCAGAGCCAAACACAGAGACCAAGACAGCCGCCAGAAGGAGCAAGAUCAAGUGGCCAAAGUCUAACAGAAGACCAUCCAAAGGGAGAAGGGAAGGAGAGAAAAGGAAAUCCUCCAACUGGUUCAAAGGCGACGGCAACUCCUGCAAUAACUGGAGAAAGGCAACACAGGCAGAGAAGGAAGGUUUGAAAGUCUUGUGGGAGGAGGUCAGGAAGAGGCUAGCCAUGCUACGCAGAGCUGAGCGCAUCCGGAAACGCAGCAAACGGAAGCAAAAAGAGCGAGACUGCUUCUUCAAGGACCCCUUCAAGCAUGCCAGACAGCUGCUGGAGGAGAAGAAGACUGGCAAGCUCGAAACCACCAGGGAGCAGUUGGAACAGCAUGUCAGAAAGCAGUAG
This is a messenger RNA of Engraulis encrasicolus (European anchovy), 2490 nucleotides long. Its product is annotated as NLR family CARD domain-containing protein 3-like. Lineage: Eukaryota; Metazoa; Chordata; Actinopteri; Clupeiformes; Engraulidae. Gene Ontology annotation, biological process: intracellular signal transduction. The record is from RefSeq and is a predicted model, not a curated record. Bases 1 to 2490 code for a protein of 829 amino acids. The transcript has 6 exons.